ACUUUCUUCAUUGAUUACAACGCACAACAACAGGAAGAAGCUGCGGAAAUUGUUGGAGUAGAAGAUAAGUUUCAUUUUUAUGGUUACAGACUUGCUAAUCCAUCGUCUCAAUGUGAGAUUACGACGGACUGCGAGGAGAGUGAUGAGGCCGCGGAAUACAAUCGAAUAGGCUUGUUCAGGGAGAUAGAUCUUGAAUCAGAUCAUCGUGAUUUUCUCGUUGAUAUAGUGAAGUAUGCGUUUUCAAAACAGGCAUGCUAUCCGAUUACUACAGCGACAGACUGGUUGUCACUAGGUGGCUAUCGUGCGUUUACAAUCACUAAUCUUUUCCUAAUAGAAAUUUUCUAUAACGAUCGCUUGGCUACAGAAGUUCUUCCUCUUUCUGCUUACCUAGUUGCAAUGACAGUAUCGAAACGCAAAAUUUGCCGUGAUCAGCUCGAAGUGCUUUCUGUGGCUGCUGUACGUUUAGCGUCCAAAAUUGAGUCACAGUACGCUCUUAAUCCCGAAAUGGCUUUACCAGGGAAACGUAUGGUAAAGGUUGUAAAGGGCAUACUCUUUCAGAUCUGCCGGGCAACAGACUUCCAACUCCAUCGCUGCAGUGCGCUCUUCUUCAUGCGUAUAAUACAAAAACUCGUAGAGCGACACUCAUGGCAAUGGAAGUUUGCUAAGAUUGCUAGCCAACUGGCAUGUUGCCAGAUGGAAUUAGCCAUGUUGCGGCCAACACUUCUUGCCGGUGUUGUAAUGCGUUUAUGCUGCCUUCUUGUCAGUGACGAUGAAUGGCGACACUCAUGGCAAUGGAAAUUUGCUAAGAUUGCUAGCCAACUGGCUUGUUGCCAGAUGGAAUUAGCCAUGUUACGGCCAACACUUCUUGCCGGUGUUGUGAUGCGCUUAUGCUGCCUUCUUGUCAGUGACGAUGAAUGGCCAAAAGAAUGUUAUGCAAUUCUUGGGGAGCCUAUUGAGGAUUAUGAUGAACCGCAUGCUAUACUUUGUCGCCUCAUUCUCACUGUGCGUGUCGAAGAUGCUUUUGCAGAGGCAUAUGUCCGAUUUCACCAUACAAUUGAACGCGCCCUUUCUUCCCGACCAGGCUGGAUUGAAGAGCAAUCGGCAGCUGCUAACAAGAUUAAAAUGCUUGGAAAUCAUACAUUCCAUAAAUAG
Messenger RNA from Strongylus vulgaris, 1152 nucleotides. NCBI's taxonomy places the organism in Eukaryota, Metazoa, Nematoda, Chromadorea, Rhabditida, Strongylidae. The record is from the annotation of a GenBank genome assembly.